Molecule: messenger RNA, 2408 nt
Organism: Coregonus clupeaformis (lake whitefish)
Lineage: Eukaryota; Metazoa; Chordata; Actinopteri; Salmoniformes; Salmonidae
Product: fibrinogen silencer-binding protein
Exons: 2
Coding region: 833-1903 (356 amino acids)
Source: RefSeq, a predicted model, not a curated record
GCAACUAGUGCCUCUGUCUCAGUGUCUCCUCUCCUUUCCCCGCUUUUCCUCUCUCUUUGUCUUUUCACUACUUUCCCCCUCAUUCUGUUGUUCCCGUCGGCGGAUGAUUCGUGUGUUUCUCCUUGACGCGGCUCUGAUUUCCUUUGUGUAAAAAAAAAUCGCGCAUUUGCACGGACUCGCGCAGCGCGCACACUGCUCCGGUUAAACCAGCGCCGUUUCCUCUUCUAUAGGUAAACGGAAAUAAGAAUAAAGAACAUGCAUCUUUACAAUUUCAUUGGUAUUUCCCCAUGUAAGCACACACAUUCCCACCGUAUGUUAAUAUUUAGUGUAUAGCAGUUAGAACGAGCGCUGGUUUGAGGUUUAGAGAGACCGGGCUGUAAGUAGGUCGGGCUGGGUUUAAGCGGCUUUAGCCUGCGUCAGCCUAAGCUGGGAGGAAUUCACCCAAAGCCCUCCGCGGUAGGCGGGGGCCUAAACGAGGCUGGCCUAGUUAAGCCUGAUUCUUAUUGUGUGCCUGUGUGUGUUGUGUAACACAGAGCAGAGAAGACCUCGGAUGAGCGAGAGUACAUGCGUUAGACUGUGUUUGAUUGAGAAUCCAUAAAGGGGGAGGAAGAAGAGGGACAAGGAAGAGAGGAGAGAGUGAGUGAGUGAGUGAGAGUUAAAUCAGUAUUAGCCUGAGCCUCGUCACGGAGCACUGAGUGAAGGAACAGGAAGAAAAGGGAGGUAGACAACCAGACCAAAUGUAAAAAGGAAAGGAAAAUAAGCAAGUUAUUGAGUUGAGUUAGUGCUGGUGUCUAGGCUUGGCCUAGUCUGGUUCCCUGGGCUAUGUUCUAAGAUGGCGUCUGGGUCCGUCUACAUGUCAUCCAGUAUGGUGGGUAAGGCUCGCUCCUCCAACUUCACCCUGUCUGAGAAGCUGGACCUGCUGAAGCUGGUGCGCCCACACAUCCGCAUCCUGGAGGAGCACACCAACAAGCACGCCGUCAUCGUGGACAAGAACAAGUGCUGGGACACAGUGUCGGAGCAGUAUAACGUCCUGGGGGGGGACAGGCCCCCCCGCACUGCCCAAGGCCUACGCACCCUCUACAAGAGGCUGAAGGAGUCGGCCAAACAGGAAGUGAUGCAACGGAGACACGCCCAGCCAGAGUACAGAGGAAGUAUAUCUGAACCAACCAGGAGAGUGAUGGAGAUGAUACCUCACCUGUUCCAUCACGGAGCUAUCCACCAUGAUAAAGACCCAGCGACGAUGCAUAGGAUGAUGUAUAAGCAUGACUCUCCCAUGGAGCAGCCUGGCAGCAGCUCCUCCCUCCCAGACUACCCAUCAAACCCCAUCACCCACCACCUGGACCAGGAUGUGAUCAGGCUGGACCAGGACAUGAUCAGGCUGGACCAGGACGUGAUCAGGCUGGACCAGGACGUGAUCAGGCUGGACCAGGACGUGGUCAGGCUGGACCAGGACGUGGUCAGGCUGGACCAGGAUGUGGACGUGAAGCCUCCGCCAGACCUGACCAUCCUCUCCACGCGUGUGGGGGCGGUGCUAGGAGGUGAGGGGGGGGAGGAGGAAGAUGAGGAGUUGGGCAGUGUCCAUGGUUACGACGGCUCCCUCUCUCCCUGCUCAUCCUCCGUCGCCCUGCCCCUCUCCACCUCACCCGUUCCCCUGCAACGUGACCUUUACCCUCAUGACCACUACCCCCGCCGUGACCCUGACAGGCUCCACCCCCUUCAGCUGGCCAAGGAGGAGCACGAGCAGGUCAUGGCCAAUCACAGAAAGAUGGGCGUAUACCUGGAGGAGAAGAGGGAGGGGCUAAAGAGGAAGCAGGAACUGGAGGAAGAGCUUAUGAGAGCGAAAAUCAAAGUAGAGAAACUGAGGGCAGCCAGGCUGAGACAUGGACUACCACUGCCCCUAUAAGACACACCCAUGGCCUGGUAGGACUGACCAUUUGGAACUCAGGAGGAUGCUCUGAAUUGUUAGUAUUUCCGUGUUGAAUGUUUAGCGUGUGGAAGAGGGGUUUGGCCUGAGAAAUAAUGUGUUUGAGGGAUGAACAAUGUGUUUUGAGUGAGGAUUUAAAGGUCCAAUGCAGCCUUCUUUAUCUCAAUCUCAAAUAAUUUCUGGGUAACAAUUAAAAUACCUUACUGUGAUUUGUUUUCCAUUAAAAUGGUCAAAAAGAAACAAAAAUAGAUUCUUAGCAAAGUUCAAUUUCUCAAGUAAGAAUUUUGGUAGGACUGUCUGGAAGUGGUCUGAGUGGGGAGGGGAAAACUAAAAACUAGCUGUUAUUGGCAGAGCGGUUUGGAACCCUCUUUCUUAAUGGUCUAUUAACAAAUGUAUGGUGAUGUCAUCAGGCAAGCCAAAACUCCAUUCCUCCCAAACAGGCUGAAAUUUCAGCUGAUCUUUUCAAACAGCUCUUACACUAAAA